GUAGAGUCCCGGGGUUUAAAUUGAGUUAAAUGAUCCCGGUCCCAUAUCUGGGCUGGCCUCUCACUUUUACUCUUUCUCUUGCUUCUUUCCCCAUUUCUUACCUGUGAAACUUUCAGCUCUCGUUGGAUUUCCAGCUAAAUAAAAUCCUAGACAUUUGAGAGCAACUGGAGGCUACCACCCACGGAGACUUUCACGGACCUGGUUUUUCAGCUGAUCACCUCUCACCGCUGCUCCUGAUCUCUUUGAUUCUCUGGAUUGAGUGCUGCCUGCGCUGGCUGUGCAGCUGCCUUCCUCACACACGGGAGUUCGUACAGAGGCCGUGGUUUUAAUAGGACAAGAAACAAGGUGUCACCAUGCUUCGAGAAGCCGUAUCAAACAUUUUAAAAUUCCACGAUUAUAUACUGAUGAGGACUGAUGUCCGAAUCAGAGACUACCCACUGAUGCAGGACCCUAUACAUAUGACCGCCAUCCUGUUGGCCUAUGUCUUCCUCUCAAUUUACGUUGGACCUCGUCUAAUGGCGAACCGCAAACCCCUCUGUCUCAACACAUCCAUGAUUGUCUACAACCUCAGCAUGGUUUUACUGAACGCCUACAUAGUGUAUGAGUUCAUGAUGGCUGGAUGGGCCACCACCUACACGUGGAGAUGUGACCUCGUUGACACCUCAACCCGGCCAGAGACUUUACGGAUGAUUCGAGUGUGUUGGUUGUUUUAUUUUUCAAAAUACAUCGAACUCCUUGACACACUAUUCUUUGUGCUGAGGAAGAAACAUAGCCAGAUCACAUUUCUCCACGUUUUUCAUCACUCCUUCAUGCCCUGGACGUGGUGGUGGGGCAUCACCCUGACUCCUGCUGGAGGAAUGGGCUGCUUCCAUGCCAUGGUGAAUGCUGCCGUCCACGUCAUCAUGUACUUCUACUACCUACUUUCUGCAGCAGGACCACGCUUCCAGAAAUAUCUGUGGUGGAAGAAGUACAUGACCGCCAUUCAGCUUACACAGUUUGUUCUGGUCUCCGUCCACAUCAGCCAGUACUACUUCAUGGAGAAGUGUGACUACCAGAUUCCCAUGUGGAUCCACCUGAUUUGGAUGUAUGGCGUCUUCUUCUUCCUCCUCUUCUCCAACUUUUGGAUCCAGGCCUACAUAAAGGGAAAGCGACUUCCUGCCGUAAAGGCCAAGCCAAAACAGAACGGCUCAACCAGUGAACCUAUCGCUGUGGUGGCCAAUGGGAAACACCUGGAGAAUGGAAAUGGACACCACCACACCAACGGCAAAAUCCUCCUGGGCAAAGUAAAGGAAAUCUGACUUGGUGACUCUGGAAAUGAGAAAUGAGAAGAAGAAGAGGAGGCUCUAUAGAGCUACCUUGAAAAUAUUAUUCAUCAUUCAAAUCUAGUAGCAUAUUGGAACGGCACAGAUUUCAAUAUGUUACUUCUAAACUUUAUAAUUUCUAUAUAAAUCUUUCUUGUGCACUUGUUGGGAUACGUGUUUUGGUGGUGAUCUCUACAUGCCACAUUGUGUUUGUUAGUCGUUGUAAAAAAAAAUUAACUGUGAUAAACACUGUAUGAAGAUCGGUGCUCAUUUUUGUCACUGAUGGUAUUCUUCAACUCAGGUUGGGCCCACACAAGCUUGACCUACACUACUGUUUGACUGGCAUGACCGUUGUUGUUGGGAAGUAGCGCACCGAGUUUCCACUGAAGACCAGCACAUAUGAAUAACGGGUACAAAGUUUAUGCCAAAAAGAUUGUCAAAGAUUUAGUUUUAUUCUGUUUUUAUUUAUCUUUUGAAAUAAAACUUUUUUUUUAGAUAAAGGUCUGUGUCAUUUGGAAAGCAGUGAUGGUGUGCAGUUUGUAAGAAACCUCAAUUUUUCAAUUUUAAGAAUUGUGAAAAAGAAAUGUUAUACUGUAUAUUACAGUAUUGAUGCAUUCAGCAUUUUUGCAUAAUUAGGUAGUGACAUAUACACGGUUAUAUUAAUCCAUUGAAUUUUGCAACACUGUAUGGUCUAUUCUCUCAGCACUCUGCAUGAAGUUAAUAGAAAGUCCCUUCCAUUAAAUUAGAAAAAAAGUGUGCUGUUUCUGAAUAUCACUGCAGAAUGUAUAUAUUGAAUGUUUUUUGCUGUUGUUCAUUACACGUGCACUCAUGACAGUUGAAGGAUGAUCUAGUUUUGAAGCACUGCUAGCCUUUUAAAACCUGGAUCUGAUGAUUGCCACUAAAAAUACAUAGUAAUGGAUGUUUAGGGAUACCCAGAAGCUGUUUGUUACGAUUAACCCUCACAAUGCUCAAUAGAUUAACCUGUUUGAGAGCAGAAAUAAAAAUUUGAUAAAUGUAUUUAAAUUUUACUGUUUUCAAAUGUUUCACCUAAGCAACAGUUAAAUAAGCAUUCCUUUAAAGCAGAGGUUUACUCAUGUACGGAAAGCAUUUCUGGAGAUUUGUUUCAACAGCAAAUCAUGUCAUUGAUACAUUUAUCCUGUGGUAUGAUGGUGAGAUAUUUAGCUGCUGUUGGAGUGAGGUAGGAGGGAAAACCUCAUCUUAAAUAAAUGUAAAUUGAUAGCAUUCAUUACUGAUUGCAAAUGUUCAAUGAUGUUCCAGCUUUGGCAGUAUAACUGUCUCAGCCAACAUGAUUAAAACUGUAAAACUAAAAAUAAGUGGCAUGAAAGAAAACAUGGACAUUGCAAUCAAAAGCUAAAUGUUAGUUAUUUCGUUAAAGUGAAUAAGUGAUCAAAUAUUUUAAAUAUGCAUCUAAUAUGAACGCAAAAAUGCUAAACCAGGUGUCAGCCUUAUCAUGUAGCACAGUCUGUCAUAGCAUGCACUGCAGCAAUGAAAUUCUUUUAUCUGUGAUCUGCAUUGUGUUCUGCAACAUUUCCACUGUUCACAUUACUAAACAAUUACUCAGAAGUGAAUGCCAUUACACCACAAGAAAUGUUAGGUGCACCAUUUAGGUUAAUAAACUCAAUGCCCUGUAA
This is a messenger RNA of Perca fluviatilis (European perch), 2953 nucleotides long. RefSeq names its product ELOVL fatty acid elongase 1a (gene elovl1a). The transcript is spliced from 8 exons. Gene Ontology annotation, molecular function: fatty acid elongase activity. Lineage: Eukaryota; Metazoa; Chordata; Actinopteri; Perciformes; Percidae. The record is from RefSeq and is a predicted model, not a curated record. The coding region runs from base 354 to 1298 and encodes 314 amino acids. Gene Ontology annotation, biological process: sphingolipid biosynthetic process; fatty acid elongation, saturated fatty acid; very long-chain fatty acid biosynthetic process. Gene Ontology annotation, cellular component: endoplasmic reticulum membrane; endoplasmic reticulum.